Ascochyta rabiei is the source of this 444-nucleotide messenger RNA. RefSeq lists its product as uncharacterized. The transcript has 2 exons. The record is from RefSeq and is a predicted model, not a curated record. NCBI's taxonomy places the organism in Eukaryota, Fungi, Ascomycota, Dothideomycetes, Pleosporales, Didymellaceae. Bases 1 to 444 code for a protein of 147 amino acids.
AUGGCCGAACAAACAUCGGACGCGGCGCCGCAAGUCACAGAAGCAGAGCCCACGCCAAUCACAAACGGCACCUCUACCGCUGAGGCAGCAGAUGUGACAAUGGCAGACUCUACAGAGAUCCCAGUUAAUCUAGAGCCACAACCCGAAACAACACCUCUACCAGAAGCGCAACCAGCACCUACGCCAGCACCCGUCUCAGCACCUACACCUACACCUGCGCCGGCAGCGCCAGUCUCAUCGCGCAACUCACCACACCCAAGUGUGCCACAGCAAGCGCCCACGCAGCCGAUACCACACGGCAGUCCGACACGCGUAUAUCUGAACCAGCAUGUUACACCACACUUGCUGGAGGCGAUGAAGCACUUGGCUAUGAACGAGCCGGAGAAGCCGCUGAAGUUUUUGAGUGAAUUUCUGGCUAUGAAGAGCGCCGAGAUUGAGGGGUGA